This is a messenger RNA of Didymodactylos carnosus, 1434 nucleotides long. NCBI's taxonomy places the organism in Eukaryota, Metazoa, Rotifera, Eurotatoria, Philodinida, Philodinidae. The record is from the annotation of a GenBank genome assembly.
AUGGUUCAAGGCAUUGCCGUCACACCAUUUAUACCAUUAGUUAAUGGUUUGAAACAAAGCAAAUUGUAUGCAAAACAAGAUCGCCAAAUGGAAGAAUAUAUUGAUAUGAUGAAUAAAUAUGGAAAAAUAUAUUUCACAUAUUUUUUAUUUAUUCCUCGACUACAUGUUUAUGAUGUUGAUUAUUUUGAAUAUCUAUUCAAAACGAAUAAUUCGUGUUAUUGUCGUAAUCGAAUGACUAAAUACUUCUUAGGCCCACUAACAGGUUACGAUACAAUGUUAAUAGCAGAUGAUCCAAUGCACAGUAAAAACAAAAAAGUUAUUUUACCAAUAUUUCAUAAUGUUAAUUUACAUUCAAUGAUUUCUAUUAUGAUUAAACAGACUGACAUAUUAUUGAAUGAGUGGAAAAAUGAAAAAAUGAGUACAACAUUAGAUACUAAAUAUAUUACAAUACAAGCACAUGAACAAUUUUCUAAAUUAACAUUAAAUAUUGUUGCAAAUUGUGUUUUUGGAACAGGUUUGCAAUCUAUACCGAAUGCCUCAGAGAUUAUGUAUAAUUCAUUAAAUCAAUAUUUUGAGAUAGCUCGAGAGAGAACGUUAAAAUUAUUUUCAUGGAUCUCGUUCAUCAAAUCAUUACCAUUAUUUGGUAAACCCGAAUUAGAUCGAUGUGUAUCAAAUAUACAUCAAAUUGCUGAUCAAAUAAUACACGAUCGUCGACAAGGCUUAACAUCAUCAACCAUUGAAAAGAACGAUUUGUUAGAUUUACUAUUUUCAGUUAAAGAUGAUCAAGGUUAUUUAUUUAGUAAUGAUUUAAUCAAACAAGAAACUCUAGCUUUUAUUGUAGCUGGUCACGAGACAAGCAGUAAUUUAAUGAGUUGGUGUAUAUACUGUUUAGUAUCAAAUCCGGAUGCAAUGGAUGACUGUAUUAAAGAAAUUGACAGAGUAUUAAAAGGUGAAUUACCAACAGCCGAAUCGUUAAAGCAAUUACAUGUUAUUGAUAGUGUAUUACAUGAAACGUUAAGAUUAUAUCCACCAGCUCCAUUAUCAGGGCGAGACUGUUUAGCUGAUAAUGAAAUUGGCCAUGGAGAUAAAAAAAUAAAAGUUUAUAAAGGAACAUCAGUUCAUUGGAAUACCUAUGUGUUACAUAGAAAUCCUGAUUAUUGGCAAAAUCCAUUAAAAUUUGACUAUACUCGAUGGAAGGAUAGUAAUGGUGAACGGAAACAGUUAGCUCAUCCAUAUUGCUACCUACCAUUUGGAGCUGGUCAUCGUUCAUGUAUCGGUCAAAAUUUUGCUCUCUUAGAAGCUCGAAUUAUGUUGACCAUGAUUUUACAAAAAUUUCGUCUCGAAUUGGCACCUGGACAGAAAAUUACACCUCAUGCAGUUGUUACAAUGAAGCCCAAAUAUGGUUUACUGGUUAAAGUUUACUCUCGUACAUAA